Messenger RNA from Acanthochromis polyacanthus (spiny chromis), 2172 nucleotides. RefSeq names its product GTPase IMAP family member 8-like. The record is from RefSeq and is a predicted model, not a curated record. Lineage: Eukaryota; Metazoa; Chordata; Actinopteri; Pomacentridae. Gene Ontology annotation, molecular function: GTP binding. Bases 730 to 2034 code for a protein of 434 amino acids. The transcript has a single exon.
UUACAUAAUUUUACCAUCACACAUUGAAAGAUAAUAUAUUGGAAAAAUACAGAUUUUGAUGUAGACUCUUUAUUUCUGGCCUGUUUCUUUUAAUGUCAACAUGUAAAUUAAUACUUUUUAUACUGUUUCUGUGAAUUGUUGACAAAAUUACAGUUAAAAUGGCACAUUUUGUUUUACAACAUUUGGUGUGACGAAGUUCAUGACAUCACUAGCUGAACUUCCAUCCAUCCAUUCUCUCUACACUGCUUUAUCCUCACGAGGGUCAUGGGGGGUGCUGGAGUCUAUCCCAGCUGACUCAGGUGAAGGCAGGGGACACCCUGGACAGGUCACCAGUCUGUCACAGGGCUACAUAUACAGACACACAAUCACACUCACAUUCACACCUACGGACAAUUUAGAGUAACCAAUUAACCUCAGCAUAUUUUUGGACUGUGGGAGGAAGCCGGAGUACCCGGAGAAAACCCACGCAUGCACAUGGAGAACAUGCAAACUCCAUGCAGAAAGAUCCCAGGCCGGGAUUUGAACCGGGGAUCUUCUUGCUGCAAGGCAAAAGUGCUAACCAAUGUAGUCCACUGUGCAGCCCCGAGCUGAAGUUGUAACAGCAAAAACCCAUUUCAGUUAGCUCCUGUAUCAUUUGUGUAUUGCUGUGCUACACCAUCAUGAGCCUCAGACAGUCUCACACAGAAAUAAGACUGAAAAAUAACCUGCAGUGGUGCAGUAAUUUUUGGAAUGAUCUUGUUUAACUCUAGUAAAACAUCCAUGUCUAAAAUCUCCCACUCACAUGCCACCAUUAUUAAAUAUUUUCCUCUUUGUUUUGUUGCAGCGUCGGAGUUCAGGAUUGUGCUGCUGGGAAAAAGUGAAGACAAGAAAACAAAACUUGGUAACUUCAUCAUCAGAGAUCGAGGUUUUGAUGUACAGAAAUCAAACCAGCGUUGUGUGCCCAUCUGUGGAGAGUGGAGAGGAAAACAUGUAACAGUUGUGAAGACACCAGAUCUCUUCAGUUUUCCUGAGCAGAAAGUGAGAGAAGAGGUGAGAAGAUGCAUCAGUCUGAUCUUCCCUGGACCAAAUGUUCUACUGCUGUUAGUGAAGCCGUCUGAAUUUAAGGAAAAGGACAAAGAAAAACUGAAGUUCAUCCUGAGUCUGUUUGGUGAAGACGCCUUCAAACACUCCAUGGUCAUCAUAACGCAUGAGGAGAAAACAGGUUCAUCUGUAAAUUGGCUUCUUGAAAAAUGUGGACAAAGACAAUUCUCCUUGAAUAAUAAGGAUCAUGGACUGUUAACGGAGAAGAUUGAGAACAUUGUGCAAGAAAACAAAGACACCUUCCUCACUUGUACUGAAGAGACAAGAAGACCAAAGUCUGUUUUAAACCUCGUCCUGUGUGGUAGAAGAGGAGCUGAGAAGACUUCAGCAGUCAACGCUAUUCUGGGACAAAGAAAGUUUGGUGGACCUGAAGACUCAUCAGAGUGUGUUAAAACCCAGGGAGAGGUGUGUGGACGUCGGGUUUCCCUGCUGGAGCUGCCUGCCUUGUAUGGAAAACCUCAGGAGGCAGUGAUGGAGGAAUCAUUCAGGUGUAUCUCCCUCUGUGAUCCUGAGGGCAUCCAUGCCUUCAUCCUGGUCCUACCUGUGGGUGCCCUCACUGAUGAAGACAAGGGAGAGUUAGAGACCAUCCAGAACACAUUCAGCUCUAAAGUCACAGACUUCACCUUGAUUCUGUUCUCUGUGGAGUUAGAUCCUACAGCUCCACCUGUUGUUGACUUUAUCAGACAGAACAGAGACAUCCAGGAGCUCUGUCAGAGCUGUGGAGGAAGAUCUGUUGUUGUCAGUAUGAAGGACAAGCAGCAGAUCCCAGAGCUGCUGGAUCAAGUGGACAAGAUGAGACUGUCAGAUCAGAAACCUCACAGCUACACAACAGGAAUGUUUGCUCAUGGCCAAAUGGAAAAGAUCCUACAGCUAGAGGCUGAAAUCAAGAAACUGAAAAACCCUCAUGUGGUCUCCUGUAAGUAUUUCAUAGUUUUUAUUUUCUGUAGUAGCUGAUUCUCCUAAACCCUCUUCGACACAAAGUUCAUACUUUAAAUAACUGUGUUUGGUUUCACAGCUGAUGAAGAGCAGCAGAGUUCAGAGAGUCUCAGGAUUGUGCUGAUUGGGAAGACUGGCAGUGGAAAGAGUUCUUCA